This is a messenger RNA of Populus trichocarpa (black cottonwood), 1927 nucleotides long. RefSeq lists its product as uncharacterized. Gene Ontology annotation, biological process: photosystem I assembly; response to photooxidative stress. Lineage: Eukaryota; Viridiplantae; Streptophyta; Magnoliopsida; Malpighiales; Salicaceae. The transcript has a single exon. The coding region runs from base 521 to 1651 and encodes 376 amino acids. Gene Ontology annotation, cellular component: chloroplast thylakoid membrane. The record is from RefSeq and is a predicted model, not a curated record.
UUUAUGGUUGGCCAUGCGAUACUUUUUAGUUUUUGAUGCCCAAAAAACAUGAAGUCUUUUAGUAUUGCUUAUUGGCUUAAGCCUCAUCGUAUGUCUUGCAUGCUUGUUAUGGGAUUUUAUUUGUUGAUGCAAGCACAUCAAACAGUGGUUUCUCUGGUGCUUGGGGGGCACUUAUUUUUGAGUCAUGCUGGGGACAAACUAGAUUCUAGCUAGUGUCGAUUAGUGCUACUCUUAUUAGACCAUAAUUAUUGCAGGGAAGUCAGCUCUCAUAAGAAUAUAAUAUAAACUAAAUUAUUCUGAAGCUAGCAGAUGAUACAUUGAUAAAUUACAAAGAACUUGCAAUAUUAUAUAACUAUGCCAUUUUUUAUAUGGGCGAGUAGGGAAAAACAUGGAAAUCACUACUCAUUGACACUUAUGACAUGCUGCCCACGUCCGCACUUUGCCAUAUUCCUCCUCUUGUUCUUAUAAGUAGUUAAAUCUCUCAUUUUAUUCUCAUAGCUAGUUUGUGCCCUUAAACACCAUGGUCCCAGCUUCAGAUAUUGUCCUUCCCACUUCAAAUAAUGGAACUCGCGAAACACUUGAAAUCUCUGAUGAUCUGGACUUCUGUAUGAGUACUGCUGAACAUUUCCAUGAGUUAAAAUUCAUUGCUAUUGAAGAAUCUAAAAAGUUGGUCAGAAAGGAGAGUAUGCAAAAGGAAAAGCAGAUUUCAGUGGAUCCAAUAUCGUUGAGAGAAUCAUCAAGGAGAGAAUCUAGCUUCAAUUUCAUGCUGCCGCUAGUUUCAACUACUCCAACUCCAGACCUGCUACCACCUGCACUGCCUUCAAAAUCCCAGCUUAUAACCUGCAGCCUCCCCAGCUCAGCCUGCUCAUCUCCUUCGAUCAGCUUCACCAUGUUGAAGAAGAAAUGGAAAAACGAAAGCCAAGCAUCUCCCCGCCAAAUUGACAAAAUGGCCAGUCGACAUUCUUCAGCACAUGCUCCCCUCGCUGCUCAACAAGAAAUUCACUUGCGAAGGAGCAAGUCUUGUGCAGAAGGAAGGACAGCUGCACCGGCUGAUGGACUUGAUCUUUGGUUCACCAGACCAAAUGCUUGCAAAUCCAAUAACAGACCUCAUGGACACUUCAAAACUGAGGCUAGCAAAGAAGAUCUCAUAACUGGUGAAAAGAUGGAUUCCAUUGAUGAUGGAUUUAAAUGCGGUGUGCUAUGCUUGUACCUCCCAGGCUUCGCAAAGGGAAAACCAGUGAGACCAAAAAAGGAAGAAGUAAAAGUAGAUUUGGGAAAUGUAAUAUCCAGGACAGUUUCUCUGGAAAAAUUUGAAUGUGGUUCAUGGGCUUCAUCGGCCAUCAUAAAUGACCAUGAAGAUGACUCCAUGAAUCUUUACUUUGAUUUGCCAAUGGAGUUGAUCCAAACUAAUUCCAAUGAUGCAACUUCACCGGUUGCUGCCGCCUUCGUCUUCGACAAGGAUCGAAAAGGAGUUCUCAAAAGUUGUUCAACAAGAGCAGCACCCAGGAAAUCCCAUGAAUCUUUUCGCCACGUUCGGUUUUCAACAUCAUCUUCCACAUCGCACCCUACCUCGCCAACUUCUUGCAUUACACCUCGCUUGCAAAAGGCUAGGGAGGACUUCAAUGCUUUCUUAGAAGCACAGGGUGCAUGAAAUUUCUGCUAACUUCCUUUCCUUCUAGCAUCGUGUUCUUCUGUUUGUUGCAAUUGUGCAGUUUUGGAUGACAAAUUUUACCGAGUCUGAUGCAUCCUUCAUUUUCCAGCCAUAUUCUGGGGAUAAGCGAGAGAAGGUUGAACAAUAUAAUUGUACGAGAAUUUUGCCAUUUCUUGUUCUUCAUUUGUUUCAUGUAUUGGGUUGAUAGAAUGGUCUUCAUGAGGUUGCUGUCAAAUUAAUUCUAGUGACCAAUGAACCACCAUGCAAAUUUUCAGC